This is a messenger RNA of Triticum aestivum (bread wheat), 3586 nucleotides long. Its product is annotated as receptor-like protein EIX2. The coding region runs from base 1 to 3507 and encodes 1168 amino acids. Gene Ontology annotation, molecular function: protein binding. The transcript has a single exon. The record is from RefSeq and is a predicted model, not a curated record. Lineage: Eukaryota; Viridiplantae; Streptophyta; Magnoliopsida; Poales; Poaceae.
AUGACUAAGCUUGUGCUUCUCAGCCGAGGAACUGCACUACUGCUUUGUCUAUUGAUCUUCCAAUCAGCAUCCACUUCCCAUGGCCAAGCGAGUGUAUCUGGAGCCUGCAUCAGCAGCGAGCGAGAUGCGCUUCUGUCCUUCAAGGCAAGCCUCUUGGACCCUGCUGGCCGUCUCUCUUCCUGGCAGGGUGAGGAUUGUUGCCAAUGGAAGGGAGUCCGGUGCAGCAACAGAACGGGCCAUCUCAUCAAGCUCAACCUCCGCAACAGCGACAUGUACGAGUACAGUUACUACAUGGACGACUACAUGUACGACUACAUGUACCACUACAGCCACUACAGCUACCCGAACGAGAGCAAACCAUUGAGCUUGUCGGCAGGCGAGAUGAGCUCUUCUUUGGCUACUCUACAACACCUGAGGUAUCUUGAUCUGAGCGGGAAUGACUUCAAUGGCACAAGCAUCCCUGUGUUCUUAGCUUCUCUCAAGAACCUAAGGUAUCUCAACCUCUCGUGGACAGGAUUCAGUGGGAGAAUACCUUCCCAACUUGGCAAUCUCUCAAAGUUGCAAUAUCUUGAUCUCAGUAGGAAUUAUGAUUAUAAUUGGAUUGAGUCUUACAUAGUGGAUCUUGCAUGGUUGUCACGUCUCUCUUUGUUGAGUCAUCUUGACAUGAGCUAUGUGGAUCUUAGCUCUGCGAGGGAUUGGUUUCAGAUGGUUAGCAUGCUUCCUUCUCUGAAAGUGCUUCGCUUGUCCGAGUGUGGACUCAAUGGUAUUAUAUCUGCUAGUAUAUCAAUUUCCAACCUCACACAUCUUGAGGUCCUAGAUGUGUCUGAUAACACCUUCAGAAUACCUUCCCAAUUUGGCAAUCUCUCAAAGUUGCAAUAUCUUGAUGUGAGUUGGAAUUUUUAUCCCAAUGUGGAUCAUGCAUGGUUGUCACGUCUCUCUUCGUUGAGCCAUCUUGACAUGAGUUCUGUGGAUCUUGGUUCUGCGAGGGAUUGGUUUCAGAGUGUUAAUAUGCUUCCUUCUCUUAAAGUGAUUGGCUUGUCCAGUUGUGGACUCAACAGCACCAUGUCUGCUAGUAUAUCACUUUCCAACCUCACACAUCUCGAAGUCCUUGAUAUGUCUGGUAACAACUUCUAUACUUCACUCAAGCAUGCAUGGUUUUGGAAUCUCAAAAGCCUUAAGGAGCUUUACCUCUCCUAUUCCAGCUGGAUAGGGUCUAUUCCUAGUGAUUUGGCAAACAUGACGACCCUUCAAGUCAUAGAUUUAAGUUGGAAUCAACUCGUGGGUUUGAUACCAGAAAAUUUGGAAAAUUUGUGCAAUUUGGAAAUAAUGAGGUUUAGUGGUAACAACAUAGGUUCGAGCAUAGGGGAGUUCAUGAGGCGAUUACCAAAGUGCUCAUGGAAUACAUUGCAAGAAUUUUCAGUGCAGGAUGCAAAUAUGACCGGGAAUCUACCCGGUUGGAUUGGUAACAUGACCAAUCUCAUUGUUCUUCAUCUAUCUGAAAACAUGUUGUGUAGCCCUCUACCUGUAGGAGUUGGAGCACUGAGUAAUUUGAAAUGGCUGAACCUCAGGAACAAUAACUUCAGUGGUGUGCUCUUGAAAGAACAUUUUGCAAGCUUAGGUAACUUAGAGAUUUUGGACCUCAGAUACAAUACCUUCAACGGUGUGUUGUUGAAAGAGAUAUUUGCAAGAUUAGUAAAAUUAAGGAUUUUGGACCUCAGCUACAACAAAUUCAGUGGUGUGCUCUUCAAGGAAAGUUCUGCAAGUUUUGGUAAUUUGGAGCAUUUGGACCUCAGCUAUAACAACUUCAAUGAUUUUCUCUUGAAAGAAAACUCAAAAAGUUUUGGUAAAUUAAAGCAUCUGGAUCUUAGCCAUAAUAAAUUAGAUAGUGUGCUCGUGGAGGAGCAUUUUGCAGGCCUAUCGAAUUUAGAGCAUCUGGACUUGUCCUACAACUCUUUGAUAUUAGCUAUCAACCAAAAAUGGGUUCCUCCAUUUAGAUUGAAAGUCGCAAGAUUCCAGUCAUGCCAAGUGGGGCCCAAUUUUCCAGAGUGGCUUAAAGGGCAAUCUAACAUUGAUGUUCUUGUUCUUGGUGAUGCAAAUCUGGAUGAUGUUGUUCCUGAGUGGUUUUGGGUGACAUUUUCCCGAGCUUCAAUCUUGCAAGCAUCAGGAAACAAAUUGCAUGGCUCAUUACCAGCAAAUCUACGACACAUGUCAGCGGGCUAUAUACAUCUCGGAUCCAAUAAGUUUACAGGUCAAGUCCCACAGUUUCCUAUAAAUAUAGCACGAUUGAACCUAUCUUCAAACUUUUUAUCCGGGUCUUUGCCAUCAGGGCUAAAUGCUCCACUACUCGAAGAGUUGUUGCUUGCAAAUAAUCAACUCACAGGCACCAUCCCGUCAUCUAUAUGCCGACUGACUAGAAUGAAAAGGUUGGACCUAUCAGGAAAUCAUUUAGAAGGAGAUAUUGGGCAGUGCUGGAAGGAAUUUGAUGCAAACUCUACAAAUCAAUUUGGUUAUGACAUGCUGAGCUUAGCCCUUAAUAACAAUGAUCUCAUCGGUGAAUUCCCUAAAUUUCUUCAAAGGUCAUCAGGAUUAAUGUUCCUUGAUCUUUCUUACAACAAGUUAUUUGGAGGAUUGCCAGAAUGGUUACCCCAAAAAAUGUCACACCUGAAAAUAUUAAGAGUGAGAUCAAAUAUGUUCAGUGGUCACAUUCCUAAGAGUCUCACUUUCCUUAACAGUCUUCAUUAUUUGGACAUAGCACACAACAACAUAUCAGGAAGCAUACCAUGGUCUUUGUCAAGCCUGAAGGCAAUGAUGACAGUGGUGUCGCAGGACACGGGGGAUUACAUUUAUGAGGAGACCAUCCCAGUAAUCACAAAGGACCAAAAGCGUGACUACACCUUUGCAAUUUACCAGCUACUGGUAGUUCUUGAUUUGUCAAGUAAUAGUUUGGCAGGACAGGUUCCAGAGGAGAUAACUCUACUCAUUGGACUUACCAGCCUGAACUUGUCAAAUAAUCAGUUCAUAGGAACAAUCCCAAACAAAGUUGGCGAUUUAAAGCGGUUGGAGUCACUCGACCUAUCCUACAAUGAGUUUUCUGGUGCAAUACCAUCAAGUUUGUCAGCUUUAACUUAUUUGAGCCACUUAAACUUGUCAUACAACAAUCUGUCUGGUGCAAUACCAUCCAGCCAACAGCUACAAACUCUUGACAACGAGAUGUAUAUCUACAUCGGUAACCCUGGUCUUUGUGGAGAUCCUGUCAGUAGGAACUGCUCAAUACAUGAUGUAGAGCAAAGUGGCCUCGAAGAUAUAGAUCAUAUGCCAUCUGUUUAUCUUGCCAUGAGCAUUGGAUUUGUGGUGGGUCUGUGGACGGUUUUCUGCACCAUGUUGAUGAAGAGAACAUGGAGGGCUGCCUUCUUCCAGUUUGUGGAUAUGAUGUACGACAUGGUUUAUGUGCAAGUGGCUGUAAGGUGGGCUCACAUGAUGGAGAAAAUUCAAGACGGUGCACCAUGAAGUGCCCAACUCCACAACAAGCGAAUUGUUUCUAUCGAAGUAUUAUUUGUAUGUUCGCACCAUAUCACUAUUUGUAACU